AUGAUGAUAAAAUCAAUUUUAUUAACACUAUGUGUUGUAAUGAUGAUGUAUGUAUCAUCGUCAACUGCUCAAGACCCAUCGGAUGCCCAACUCUUUGCUGCCUUUAUCAAUUGGGCUCAAAACUAUAAUGUUCAAUACGAUAGCAGUGAAUUGCAAGCCAAGUUUGCUGCCUGGAAGGCCAACGCCCAAUUCAUUGCCAACUACAAUGCCAACAACAAUGUCGCUGAUAUGGCUAUUGACAAUUCUGCCCACCCCGCUGCUGCCCAAGAAGCUGUCCUCGGUGAACUCAAUAUUAAUGCUGGUGAAGUUGUCACUUUUCCAAGUGAAUCUGUUUCUCAAAUGAACUUUAAUCAAUUUAGUGAUUUAACAUUCCAAGAGUUUGAAAUUCAAUACACUGGAGGUGUACCAGAUGCCAAUGCUGUAAUUCCAGGUGCUGUUGCUGCUGGAGCUGUUCUUUCUACCGGUGCUAUUAUUGGUAUUGCUGUUGGUGGUGCUGCUGCCGUUGCUGGUGUAACUGGUGCUUCUGUUGCUAUCAUCAAAAAGAAGAGAGCCGCUAAAAAGACUGUAGUUGCCAUGGAGGAAGUUGCUCCACAAAAAUCAUCUGCACCAAAGGUUGAUAUCUUCAAGUUUGAAAACCCACAUCACUCUAUCACUGCCAGAGCUGUUGCCAUUACAAGUAAUUCAAAUUAA
This is a messenger RNA of Cavenderia fasciculata, 690 nucleotides long. RefSeq lists its product as uncharacterized. The record is from RefSeq and is a predicted model, not a curated record. Bases 1 to 690 code for a protein of 229 amino acids. The transcript has 2 exons. Lineage: Eukaryota; Evosea; Eumycetozoa; Acytosteliales; Cavenderiaceae.